Camarhynchus parvulus is the source of this 5380-nucleotide messenger RNA. It is a transcript of the gene YPEL2, whose product is annotated as yippee like 2. NCBI's taxonomy places the organism in Eukaryota, Metazoa, Chordata, Aves, Passeriformes, Thraupidae. The record is from RefSeq and is a predicted model, not a curated record. Bases 256 to 615 code for a protein of 119 amino acids. The transcript has 5 exons.
UGCGCGUCGGCGGCCGCCGCGCUCGGUCCGCGCCGGGACGCGCUCGGUGCGGCCGCGGUUUCUGUGCAAUCCCCCGCUUGCUCGUGCCCAAAUCCCUUCGUCUGGAGCAUCACCAGCGUGUGGAGCCUGCCCCACACAGCCCAUCCCUGCCAAACCACGGCCUUUACCUGCGUGUUCCGCUGUUUCCCGUGCGACCCCUCCUGCGGGAGCGCCUCCUGGGCCACCCCCGACUUCAGCCAGCGCUCCGUGGCUCCAAUGGUGAAGAUGACAAGGUCCAAGACUUUCCAGGCGUAUCUGCCUUCCUGCCACAGGACCUACAGCUGCAUCCACUGCAGGGCUCACCUGGCCAACCACGAUGAGCUCAUCUCCAAGUCCUUCCAGGGCAGCCAAGGACGAGCUUACCUCUUCAACUCCGUAGUGAACGUGGGCUGUGGCCCUGCAGAGGAGCGAGUGUUGUUAACAGGACUGCACGCCGUGGCAGAUAUUUACUGUGAAAACUGCAAAACCACGCUGGGCUGGAAAUAUGAACAUGCUUUUGAAAGCAGCCAGAAGUAUAAAGAAGGCAAAUACAUCAUUGAACUAGCUCACAUGAUCAAGGACAACGGCUGGGAUUGAGCAGAGCCCGGCCCAGCAGUGCCAGAGAUGCCAUCCAACCGAACAUUGUACCCAAGAGUGAGAGAGUGACUGAACGCUUGGUUCCAUGCAUUUAGAGGCUCUGCAAUCCGGGAGCAUCUUCACACCCUUCUCCAUCUUUAUUGGUGACUGGCCUCUAAAUUUCUGUCUCUCUGUCUCUUUGCUUUGUAUCUGUUUGUGAGUUGACCCUGGCUGCUUCUCUCUCUGUUCUGUUGGCUCAGAGAAUGCACCGAAUGCCCGACAGCCAUUCCAUGUGCCCAGAGCUCCACCCAGCCUGGCCUGGGCUCUCCUGGCACCUCCCAGCCGGUGCCAACCCCGAGGUUGGGCAGGAGAAGGUGGGACAGGGGUGGGGCCUGCAGGGGAACCAUCAGAGGGUGAUGCUGUGCUUCUCCUUUCAGUCCUGGGUAAGCAAGGCUUGAAACCAUCUCCUUGUUAAAUGGACAGAGAAAUACCUACUUGUGUAAAUGGAUAGAGAAAUAUCCACUUGUCUGAAUGGAUACAGAAAUAUCCACUUGUCUAAGAAGGACACAGGAAUGUCUCCUUGUGUGAAAGGACAGAAGUUACCUCGUGGCUGUGUUUUCUCUCUGAAUCCAUCGGUGGAGCUGCAGCCUGAGCUGGCUGAGCCAGUUCCCCCCACAAUCUGGGUUUUGUUUGCUAUUUAUGAACUCCUUGUUGCAGGGGGCAGGGCUGGGGGCUGGAGAGAUUCCUGCCUCUCCUUUUCCUCGCUGGUUCAGGGCAGGGAGGCUGAAGGUCCCAGCUGAGCACGGCCAUGGGGAGCAUCCCCAAGGCUGGAGAAACCAAAUCCUGACCUGUGAGCCCUUCAGAGAGAAGGAGAAAACCACUUCAGGCACAAGGAGGCUGGAGCUGCAGCCUAGAAAAUGUGGAGGGGUGAAAAAAGGCACGUGUGAGGCAAGGAGGGGGAAAUUCCAUAGAGGAGGAUGGGGACAAACAGUGACAGAGGCUGCCCCUGGGUUUCCUGGCCUCCCCUGAGCACCCUUGGUGGUGUUUUACCAAUCUUUCACAAGUGCAAGGAGGAAAAUGCUGUUACAGAACCUUUUCCUUGGAUGCCAGGCUCCACUGGGGGGGCCUGGCACAGAAACGGGGCGAGGAGGGAGCUGAGUUGUGGCAGUUGUGUUGCACAGGUGGAUAUUUCAUCCCUGAGGUAUCCUCCCCCCUUUCCCCACUGCCAGCAGCCCAUUGCAGGCACGGGGCGAAUGGGAAAGGAAAACAGAAAAAAAGAAAAAAAGAAAUGAAGCAUCUUCCCAGCAGCCCUGGAAUGAUCCAUGCCUUGAGGGGUGGAUGUGGGUGUCAGAACUGCAAGGGACAACGAGUCCUUCCCGUUUUCAUUUGUCCCUGGUGAUUCCUGAGCACCUUCCCAGGGGGGUGGUGGGGAAGGGGUGCCCUGUGUGCCAGGGGAGCUGUGUCAGGCCACAAUGAAAUGAGAAAUUUGCUCUGCAGCAGCCCAGCCAGUGUCUGGUGCAUCACCCAGGACUAUCGAGCUGAGUUCGUUCUGUCUCUCCCCGAGUGAAUUGUUCCUUUCUGUUGGCAGAAUUCUUUCAAGUAGGGUAAUGCAUGGAGGGAAAUCUUCCUUAAUGCAGAAGGAAGGAAGGAGAGUUGUGCAGGGGGUGGUGGCUCCUUAUGGAGCAGAAGCUUUGGAGCUGUGAUGUGCAGUCACUGCCCCCCAGCCCUGAGAGAUCCCAGCGCGCUGUGGAGGAGUCAUUUGGUGCUCACUUGGCAGGGAAUGGGAACAGAGACUCUCCUGAAGGGUCAGGGUGGAAUGUAGGGUUGGAUCCUUGUGCUGAAAGCCAAACCUGAUGAAGCAGAGGUUGUUUUUUUUCUCUCCAAGCUCUGCUCUUGACAGCCUUGGAGAAUUGAGGUGAGGUGGCCGGGCUCCUGCAGGGGAUGGAGUUUGUGACCAACCUGUCCAGAGGUGGCUUCUGCCCUCACCCUCCUGCUCUGGCUGUGUAACAAUUGCUUCAGCUUUUGUUUUGGAUUGUCUCUGCUUCUGCCAGCCUCAUUCCCUCGGUGACAAAUCCAGUAAAAAUCAAAACUCCCACAGCACCUGCUGUGUUGUGGACUCUGGCACUGACCUGGUGCCAUCUCCCUGUCCUUUCAUUGAGGAUCCAUGGCAAUUUAUUGGGUUUUGACUAGUGGGAAGCAAUUCCUGUUCUUCAAAGAGCUCUUUAUUCUCCACAGAGCCUUUAAAGGAGCUGGGAGAGGUAAGGGAUCAUCCCAAAUCCUGUGAGGCUGAGAAGAGCACGCAAGGCUCAUGGUUUGAUGUUGGUAUUUGGAUCAAAAAGCAAAGUAAAAGGCAGGGCUGUGCAGAGAACUGCUCUGAGAAAUGCCAGCCAGGUGGAAAUGGUUUUAUCCAUUCACUGGGGACAAAAAAGGACAAUGCUCCAUCAGACCUGGCUGGUUUUUACUGGUCACAGGUGUUGGGCUUUUCAUGGCAACCAGUGCAAGCUUGAAUAGGGCGAGGUCUUAAUCUGCUUUUAAUUGGUUUUGUCCUGUUCAGUCUGGUGCUCAGAGCCUGGCCCUGAGCCCUGGUGCAGCCCAGCGUGGCUGUGCCUGUCCCAGCACCAGAGAGCUCCCGGGCAGUGGCUGUGGUGGCCGAGAGGAGGAAGGGGCCUGUGCAGGGAGCACGAGGAGCUUCAGCUGGCUGCUGACUGCCCUGGCAGCUGGGGCUGGCAGGAGUUGGGGAGCAGAGCUGGUGGCACAGAGUGACACGCUCAGAGAUAACCAAAGAACUUCCCUGCUGAGCUGAGCCAGGCUUUUCCCAGGAGAAGGGGAGAUGUGGCCCGUGGGAGCUGCUGCUUUCCAUGGGCAGCAGCUUCAGGAAAACAGGGACAGCACUGAGUUUUCCUCCUUUUUUUGGUGUCCAGCCUCGUGUCUGGGCAGCUGUGAGCACCCUUGAGUUUACAUCCCCCCCCUGUACCCCAAAGCUCAGACUUGAGUAAGUUUUAAAUUGUUUUUGCUCUGGUGGAUUGUCUGGUGUGAAAUCCUGACCCCUGUAAGAAAUAGUCAGAUGAUAAUAUAUACAAAGCAGAAAAAAUAACCCCCAGACGUUACCUUGUGAAAUAUACUUUUGUAAAUAAUAUUUAAUUUUUUUUAAAGAAAUAAUAUAUUUGGUGCUGUUUUCUCAGAGCCCCUCCCUGAGAGCACUUUUUUUUUUGUUAUCGUUGUUGUUUAUGAUGAUCCUGUUUCCUUCUGUAUUUGUUGGAAAAUAUGUUUAAAGGGAAACAAAAAUCCUAAUUUGUCCUCUUGAAGUGGAUCCGUGUUUCCUGUGGAUGUGGCAGGGGAGGGGACUCCCAGCUGCCAGAUUUGGUGGCUGGGCUGGGGACAGGGGGGAUAUUUGGGCUGGGAGGGGCUGCAGGCACUCAGGAGGGCUCCAGUUCCCCUCUGCCUUUCCCUGGAGCCCAGAGCCCCUUUGCUCCCAGCAGGAAUCCCCCAGAGCCCCUGGGGCUCCCACUUUUCCCUGGUUUGUGGAAUCCAGGUGUGGAAUUUCCCUGGCACCAGUGCUGGCUGGAGUGAGAAGCUCUGGAGCUGCAGCCUCAGAUUCGCAGGGAUGGAGGAUGGAGCUUUGAACCCAAUGCUGAUUUUAACCUAAACCACAAAUCUUUGGAUCCUGCUUUUAUUUUUGAGGGGAGGUUUUGUUGUUUUGUUUUUUGUUUUGUUUUUUGUUUUGUUUUGUUUUGUUUUGUUUUGUUUUUAACCAGGCUGCUACAUAACAAAUUAGAGUAAAAGUUUACCUCUCUUGGCAGUAAAGUUCAUUUAAUUUGUUCUCCUUGCUGUCUUUAAUCUCCCCCCUUCUCACCCUCCUUUGUUUUUAUUUCACUUGGUCUCUUGUUUAUCCCAAAGUGGACCAACAGCACAAAGCACUGGAUGUGUUUUGCUGAGCAAGGAGCUGUUCAAGAACUGCUGCAGGUUCUUUAAAUUCUCUGGGUUUGGAGAACUUCAAACCCCACAGGAACAGAACCAGCCCCGCCAAACAAACCCCGUUGUUCUCGUGAUGAUCAAGUGAGAAUUCUCUCUCUGUGUGCAUUUUUCUGGCUGCUCUGUGAGAGUGUGUGAAUCAUGCAUUUCACUGCACUUCCCUGCUUUGGGAGGAGCUUCCAGGUAAAGCAGUUUUGGGAUGAAGAGGGGACACCAAACACCAAGCUCAGCUCAGUGGGAAGGAGCUCUUCCCACUACGGGAGAGGCCUCAGUGCUCAGAAACAAUCAGGUUAGACAGAGGUUUUCUGCAGAAAUCCUGGUGAAAAAGAACAAGCAGAAGAGGGGAAACGAAAUCAUCUUGAAUUCAGAAAAAAAAAAAAAAUCAAAAAUCAACAUAUUUAAAUGCAAGCAGAAUGGCAUUGUGUAAGGUACAACCACAAAUAAGCUGUUCUCAUCGUUACAACUGUGUGUAUCCUUUGUUUUGUUCUUCCUAAGGAAAUGGGAAUGCUUUCCCCACUGACAAAACUAAGGACAAUAUUUCCAAUACCAGCCUGUCUAUGGAUGCUCUUGUGUUUACAAAUUGUGUAUAUUUUUAUUUCUUUGAUCUUAUUUUAAUUUUUUUUUUGGCAUAUUCUUUCAGGUCAUUUGCUUCAGUCAUAAAUGCAAUUGUUUGUUUUCAGAUAAUUGGUUUUCACCUUUUCAUGUAUUUGUACAUUGUAUAUAGUUCUUCAGUAUUAGAGGGAGGCGUAUUGUUUGUCAUAUUUACAAUAUGUGUUGGUGCUCAUUUGAGAAAAUAAAAUUUUCAAGUACUAAA